AUCUCUCGUUCUCACCUACUCUUCAUAACCCCACCCAAGACGGUAGUAUCAAGCCUCUCUCUCCAAGUGAGUGUUGGCCUUGGAAGUUGGGAUUCCGAGGGUUGAUGAUGGCAAGGAAAUGCUCUUACUGCGGGAAUAAUGGGCACAACUCAAGAACUUGCAGCAGUCCAAGAAGUCUAGUGGGUGCUGGUGGACUGAGGCUCUUCGGCGUGCAGCUUCAAGUAGCUUCCCCCAUAAAGAAGAGCUUCAGCAUGGAAUGCUUAUCUUCUUCUUCUUAUCCUGCAUCUUCUUCCUCUUCUCCUUCAUCAUCUUCUUCUCUCGCUUCUAUAGAGGAAAACACCGACAAAACUUCUAAUGGCUAUUUAUCUGAUGGCCUCGUGGACAGAGCACAAGAGAGGAAGAAGGGAGUUCCAUGGACUGAGGAAGAGCACAGGACAUUUCUAGCUGGGCUUGAGAAACUCGGAAAGGGAGACUGGCGAGGAAUCUCACGGCACUUUGUGACCACAAGGACGCCAACCCAAGUUGCGAGCCAUGCGCAGAAAUAUUUUCUCAGACAGAACAGUCUUCACAAGAAGAAGCGUCGAUCAAGUCUUUUUGAUGUGGUUGCAAGAUCGGUGCAAUAUAAUGACUCUUCCAGGUCAAGGGACCAGUUCUCAUCUGAGCUAGAAAUUCCUACUCGGACAACAUGCCACAAGGUUGGUGUCAACACCACAACCAGACUUCGUUCAUCAGAACAAGAAACCCAAUUGCCUUCCAGUCUUAAUCUGAUGUCCAUCUGUCAGGUCUCAAUGAGCACAUCUCCUAGUAUAAUGUCACGGUCGUCCUCCUUGAUGGCAAAGCCUCAAAUUCAACUCCAAGAACCUGAUUUAGAGCUCACUAUUGCCCCUAUGAGGCCUCUAACUCAAACUAAAGCAUCCCCAAGCUCUGUUUUCAUGGGGACCAUCAGAGUUACCUGACUGGCUGGAGGCAAGAUGGAAGAUUCACCAGCUGAAGCAUAUGAAGUCAUCAGGGAUCAUACCAAGGAGCAAGGUUAGAAGACAACGCCAUUUCAGCCUUAUGUUAUUGGUGUCAUGUCAAAUACGAAUAUAUGGUCAUAUGUUACAAACAUAGAGAUCUUGCGGGUAGUCUAGUCAUCUUCAGAAUAAAGAGAUGUUUGUGAUGCUUUUGCAAGAAAGAUUGAUUACUGUUGCUUGUGGAGCUUGUUGAAUAUAGUAGAAGUAAUGCAGGUAGGGUGUCGUCACUCUCAGUAGUUUGGGCCGUUGGUGGUGAAGGGUGAGCUCACAAUAUUCAGAGCAUUUCCCAUGAGAAGGACAAGCAAUUGUUGAUGCAUGACUUCUACUUAACCUCGUCCCCACCACUUUCAACUUGAGAUAAGGCGGACAAAAGUGCAAUCCAACUUAAUUUCAUGAAGCAUUGGCUGGAAAGGUUCCAAUCAAGGACAUCUUUAACAAAUUCCAUUUGGAGAUUGCAUCUUCUUUUCUGAUUUGCGGCUUGAAUGCAUGAAUAAACCUUAU
Elaeis guineensis (African oil palm) is the source of this 1514-nucleotide messenger RNA. RefSeq names its product transcription factor MYBS3. The record is from RefSeq and is a predicted model, not a curated record. NCBI's taxonomy places the organism in Eukaryota, Viridiplantae, Streptophyta, Magnoliopsida, Arecales, Arecaceae. Gene Ontology annotation, molecular function: zinc ion binding; DNA binding. Gene Ontology annotation, biological process: response to ethylene; response to gibberellin.